AAAUAAAAAUUACUCAUCAAUCCUUCAAAGUUCAAACUUCAAAAAUCAAAACCUCUCUCUACUCUCUCUCUCUCUCUCUCUCUAUUCGGCACAAAAAGAGUAUCAACACUUUCUCUCUCUAUCUUUUUGUUCAACCAUGAAGAAGCUUUAUCAUAAAGCGACGGUUCAUCCAUCACCGCCGGUCAUAACAGACCAACUUUCUUUCCUUCCGGCGACCAUCCUCACCCUCGCGGCUGCUCUUUCACCUGAAGACAGAGAAGUCUUAGCUUACCUAAUCUACUGUUCUUCAGCAGCAACCCCACCAACUCUCUCCAACUUUUCCGGCAACAAACGACGGACCACCGCCAAAACCGCCGAUCAUGCUACUCUUUUCAACUGUAGCUGUUUUCGUUGCUACACGAGUUACUGGGUCAGAUGGGACGAGUCACCGAAUCGUCAACUCAUACACGAGAUCAUCGAUGCUUUUGAGGAGUGGUUGGCUCAGAGUAACAACAAAAGUGGGAAGAAAGGAAAAGGGAAGAAAGAAAAGAAGAAUAAGAAAGGGUUUGAAAAUAAAAAAUCCGGUGAGUUGACUCGGUCCGAGUUGACGAGUAAGAACGAGUCAAGUGAGUUGGAAUCGGUUGGGGAGAGUAGUAAUAAUAGUCCUAAUUGUGGUGUUGGUGAAAUCGUUGAAAGGGUUGUUGUUGAUGAAGAAAAAGGGUCGGUUAGAAAAUUUGUGAGUUUCAUUGGUGAAAGGAUUUGGGGUGUUUGGGGAUAGAGAAUCAAUUUCGAAAAAAAAAAUUAUGAAAUAGUUUCAUAAAAAUGAAGAAGAAAUUAAGGUAGGUUUAGUACACCUCCUUUAUUUUGUUUUUUUUUUUUUUGUUAAAAAUUUCUGUACAUUAAUCAUCACCCUGCAAUGUUUAAAGAUUGCAAUGUUUAAAGAUGAAUGAAAAUGUUUAUUUGGUUAAUUGGAUUUGUGAUGGCUGGGUUAGAGUUUUGUUAUUACAAAUCAUACAAAUGUUCUGUAUCUUUUUUUUUUUAUUCAAUCUAUGUAUCACAUUCUAUUUUCUCCAAUUUUUGGCAAAGAUAAUGGCAUUGUACAUUUUUU
This is a messenger RNA of Cicer arietinum (chickpea), 1087 nucleotides long. RefSeq lists its product as uncharacterized. Lineage: Eukaryota; Viridiplantae; Streptophyta; Magnoliopsida; Fabales; Fabaceae. The record is from RefSeq and is a predicted model, not a curated record.